UGAGGUACUUGAGGUCCAACUCCAGAAGAACAAAGGUGUGGUAGGGGACCCAGCAGAAGAAAAACGACAAGAUGAGCGCAGCCAUGAUUUUGUACGGCUUUGUUGACUUGACGGUCAAAGUGUUGAGCUUCACACCGAGCACGGAGCAGCAGACGACAAUUAUUAGGAACGGAAUCAGGAACCCGCAGAUGAACCGAGACAGGACAACCGCCUUGUGUCUGGAGUGGUCCAUAUAGCCUGUGUAGCACUGAGUGACUGAGCCGUGGACUACAGUUUGCCUGUAGAUGAGUGAGGGCAACGUUAGGAGCGCAGAGAGGAGCCACAUGAGCACAACAACUCCAACUGCUUUCUUCACUGACCGGUGGUUAUGUGACCAAAUGGGGAAUAGAAUCAUCACGCAGCGAUCAGUGCUGAUCAGAACCAGCAGAAACACACUGCUGUACAUGUUGAGAAACAGGGCGGAGGAGGUGAACUUGCACAAGAGCAGUCCGAAAGGCCAGUGCAAGGUUAUUCUGUAGAAAACCUCCAGGGGCAGAAAUACACAGAACAAAAAGUUUGAAAUGGCCAGACUGAUGUACCAAAUAGUGAUCACCGUUCUUUUCAUUUUACAUCCACAGAUCCAGAUAACGACUGAAUUUCCGAUGAGGCCAAUGACAGUUAUAAGGAUAUUGAAUACCACUAGAGCAUGUGACAACGAAGAAUGAGAGCUGCUGAUAUUCAUGACGCAUGCGCACGCCACGUCAGUGUGACCCCGCCCCCUGGCAGUGACGUAUCUCGCGGUCCGGGCUCUAGCUGCACUUCUCUUCCGAACUGCGUCACUACUGCUCCGCUCUCCAACAUGGCGACCACCGUGAUGAACAAGUGUCUCAGUCCUCUGGCUCUGCUCACCCGCAGGCUCUCUGCCCCGGAGUUCAUCACCCAGUGCUGCUACCACAAGAAGGUGGUGGAUCACUAUGAGAACCCAAGAAACGUCGGCUCGCUGGACAAAAACUCCAGGAAUGUUGGGACUGGUUUGGUGGGAGCUCCAGCCUGCGGAGAUGUAAUGAAGCUCCAGAUUGAGGUGGAUGACCAGGGGAAGAUUGUGGAUGCCAGGUUCAAAACCUUCGGCUGCGGCUCUGCCAUCGCCUCCAGCUCUCUGGCCACCGAGUGGGUGAAGGGCAAAUCUGUGGAUGAAGCUUUGACAAUAAAGAACACUGACAUUGCCAGAGAGCUCAGUCUUCCUCCGGUUAAACUUCACUGCUCCAUGCUUGCAGAGGAUGCCAUCAAGGCUGCUCUGGCUGACUAUCGCCUCAAGCAGCAGGACGACCAGCAGGAGGCAGUCAGGGCCAGCAUUUAAACCCACCUCCACUUGCUUCCUGCUGCCAGGGAGAGAAGUAGCUGUAGUUCACCUUCCUACAGUACUGAAACACGCACACACCAAAUACGUUGAUAACAAGUCCACCAUUGUCAACCCUCUGUAGCAGUGGUACACCAGGCUUAGUCUGUGGCCAGCCCUGCGCCCUCUUACCCUUUUAGCCUGUCACUUAAACGCACAAUGUGAGCACUGCUGUGAGCGGUUGGUACAAAGUUGAGCCUUAUUUUUGAGAUUGUGAAAUAUUUUAAGAUUGUCGAGCGCGAGGAGAGAGUCGUGAAAGGUGUGAUGGAGAUAUCGAUUAAAGCUAAGAGCUGAUUAUGUAUCCUGUCUGCACCCUAAGCUUUGACCUUUAAUAUAUAUGCAACCAAGCGACGUUGCUAGAAACCAUGAAAGGGUCCACUGGUUUUGAGUGUAAUAUAUGUAAGUAUCUAGAAAUGAUUCUGUGAAAAUCUGCAAUAAAAAAAAUCCUGAAUCAUC
Messenger RNA from Limanda limanda (common dab), 1831 nucleotides. RefSeq names its product iron-sulfur cluster assembly scaffold protein IscU-like. Gene Ontology annotation, molecular function: ferrous iron binding; 2 iron, 2 sulfur cluster binding. The transcript is spliced from 6 exons. NCBI's taxonomy places the organism in Eukaryota, Metazoa, Chordata, Actinopteri, Pleuronectiformes, Pleuronectidae. Bases 701 to 1336 code for a protein of 211 amino acids. Gene Ontology annotation, biological process: intracellular iron ion homeostasis; iron-sulfur cluster assembly. Gene Ontology annotation, cellular component: cytoplasm; mitochondrial matrix. The record is from RefSeq and is a predicted model, not a curated record.